This is a messenger RNA of Fraxinus pennsylvanica, 1140 nucleotides long. The record is from the annotation of a GenBank genome assembly. NCBI's taxonomy places the organism in Eukaryota, Viridiplantae, Streptophyta, Magnoliopsida, Lamiales, Oleaceae.
AUGGUAGCAAUAUCACUGUACAAAGGCAAUCUCCAUAAAAUCUCGAAUGUACCGCACCGAUGGCCGAUGCCGGCGCGAAAAAUCUCUCUCCGAGACUUCAAAAUUCUCUGGCGCCGCCGUAUCAACGCCCUCUCACUCCUCCAGUCCACUUCCACUGACGCUGCCGAUAUCGCCACUACCUCAAACCCUAACCCUGGACUUGGACCUUCCGAUGAUGUUAAGGAUAAUAAUAAUACUAAUAAUAAGCGUGAUUCCGGUUUUGAAGUAGAGUUAGAUCGGCUGGAUUUGGAUGAGGGACAGAUUGUGGAGAAGCGAAAGGAGGAUGGGGAGGUUAGGGACGAGAAAGUAUUGGAAGGUGAGGAUUAUUUGGGAAAAUUGAUUAAGGAAUGUGAUGCAUUGGUUGAGGAGAAAAAUUCACACUACAUUGAAAAUGAAGACAAAGCAAUGGUUCCCGCGAAUCCUGAACCAGAGCAGGCUCGCAACGAAGAUAAUGAUGUUAUUUCCAAGGAGAAAAGAAAGAAUGAGGUUGAGGAGAAGCUGGUACUUUUGAAUGGGAAAAAGCAUAGUUUAGUCCAACUGUUGAAACAGAUAAACUUACGUCUUCUCCUCGAUUUCAGACAAAGUAGUAUGCAAGGGAUGGCUGGCCGGCAAUUUCCUCCUCUACUAGUGGAUGCCGUCAAUGACUCUGGAUCAAUGACUAGGCUAAACACACCUAGAACGGCCUUGGAUGGAAAUCUUGGUGGAGAUAUGUAUGUUAGAGAAGCUGAUGAUACUUGGAACCAUAAUGUGCGUUCUUGUAAUGUGCUUCACUUGAGCAGCACCUCACCAUCUUUUUACUCUCAACUGAGGAAACCUGCCUGUAGUGCGUUCCCUCACGCUUCUCAAACUGCACUGGGAGCUGUUGGUAGUCCUUCACGCUUUGCACCCACUGGGCAGAAAGGACACUCUUCAAAUCCUCCCACAGUAUCUGUAUCAGGAAUGAACUACAUUGCCUCUUCUCCCUCUCCUGCUGCAUCUGGUGGUACUUCAGUGUUUAGAGAUGGCUGGCUCCCAAGUCCAUGUAUGCCAUGCCCCCGCAGCCAACCAGCUGGGUACGGAGUGGUAGUGGUGGGGCUUGGUGGAUUUGGGUUGCUAACUUGA